GCCCGACGCGUUUUUUGGCGGACCAGAGCAGAGCAGAGCUGCAAGGCACCCGCCCACACAGCUUGAUACCCACAGACCUCCGUUCUCUGUUGUUUCCUUCCGCCUUCCUUCCGCCGACCACAGCUACCCGCGCCAAGAUGCAGGCACCGGUGAUUGUUAUGAACUCGCAGACCCCCGGCGGGGAGCGGCAAUUCGGACGCAAAGCCCAGCUGUCAAACAUCACAGCUGCGAAGACGGUCGCGGACAUCAUUCGAUCAUGUCUGGGCCCCAAGGCCAUGCUCAAGAUGCUGCUCGACCCCAUGGGCGGCAUCGUCCUCACCAACGACGGCCAUGCUAUUCUCCGAGAAAUCGAGGUCGCACACCCCGCCGCGAAGAGCAUGAUUGAGCUGAGCCGCACGCAAGACGAGGAGGUUGGGGACGGCACUACUACCGUCAUAAUAUUAGCUGGAGAAAUCCUCGCCCAAGCACUCCCGCAGCUGGAGCGCCACAUCCACCCGGUCGUCAUCAUCCAAGCCUUUAAGCGGGCACUCGCCGACGCGCUGGAGAUUAUCGAUGAGAUAGCGGUGGAUGUGGACAUCGACGACGACAAGGCCAUGUACCAGCUCAUCAACGCGUCAAUCGGCACAAAAUUCGUGUCGCGGUGGUCGGAGCUGAUGUGCGGUUUGGCACUCAAAGCCGUGCGGACGGUGUCGAUCGAGGUUGGGGGCAAGAAGGAGGUGGACAUCAAACGCUACGCGCGUAUCGAGAAAAUACCAGGCGGCGAGAUCGAGGACAGCCAGGUGCUGGACGGAGUCAUGCUGAACAAGGACAUCACACAUCCCAAGAUGAGGCGGAGGAUCGAGAACCCCAGGGUCAUGCUCCUCGACUGCCCUCUGGAGUACAAGAAGGGCGAGAGCCAAACAAAUAUCGAGAUCAGCAAAGAGGAAGAUUGGAACCGCAUAUUGCAGAUUGAGGAAGAACAGGUGAAGGCUAUGUGCGAUGCCAUUAUUGCGCUCAAGCCUGACCUGGUCAUUACUGAGAAGGGCGUCAGCGACCUUGCGCAACAUUUCCUCGUCAAGCACAACAUCACUGCUAUCCGCCGAGUACGUAAGACAGACAACAACCGCGUUGCACGAGCCACCGGCGCCACAAUCGUGAACUCCGUCUUCGCUGCGACCGCAUCCGACAUUGGCACACACUGCGGUCUCUUCGAGAUAUCCAAGAUCGGCGAUGAAUACUUCACCUUCUUGACAAAGUGCAAAGACCCCAAAGCAUGUACGAUCUUGCUGCGAGGCCCGUCAAAGGAUAUUCUCAAUGAGAUUGAGCGGAAUCUCCACGAUGCCAUGGGCGUUGCUAGGAACGUCAUCUGGAACCCUAAGCUCUGCCCUGGAGGCGGUGCUACUGAAAUGGCUGUCGCGGUUGGCCUCGAGAGGAGAUCGAAGCUGAUAGAAGGAGUGGCGCAGUGGCCGUACAAGGCCGUCGCUGAGGCUAUGGAAGUCAUUCCUCGCACACUCAUCCAAAACUCGGGUAACAGCCCUAUCAAGGUGCUCACCGAGCUUCGGGCCAAGCACGCGGAGGGCUACGAGGAUGGAAAGCAUAGCGGCAGCUCAUGGGGUAUCGACGGAGACGCUGGCAAGGUGGUGGACAUGCGGCAGUUCGGCGUGUGGGAACCGAUGGCGGUCAAGGAGCAGAGCGUAAAGACGGCCGUGGAGAGUGCAUGUCUGCUGUUGAGGGUGGACGAUAUCGUUGCGGCGAAGGCGGCGAAACAAGCCUCCGGCCCCAUUGGAGGCGGUGGCGAUGAUUAGACGGGGCGGUUGACCAGAUCGAUGUAGUAAGCAUCUAAUCGUUGGGGUUUAUAGAUCUUACGUCCGUCCCCAACUGAAGAUAAAAUAGCAUGAAGCACACCUUCAGCGUCAAAUUCCA
Trematosphaeria pertusa is the source of this 1902-nucleotide messenger RNA. RefSeq names its product T-complex protein 1 subunit gamma. Gene Ontology annotation, molecular function: ATP hydrolysis activity; ATP binding; ATP-dependent protein folding chaperone. The record is from RefSeq and is a predicted model, not a curated record. NCBI's taxonomy places the organism in Eukaryota, Fungi, Ascomycota, Dothideomycetes, Pleosporales, Trematosphaeriaceae. Gene Ontology annotation, biological process: protein folding. Bases 138 to 1784 code for a protein of 548 amino acids. Gene Ontology annotation, cellular component: chaperonin-containing T-complex. The transcript is spliced from 4 exons.